This is a messenger RNA of Myripristis murdjan (pinecone soldierfish), 1973 nucleotides long. RefSeq names its product BRF2 general transcription factor IIIB subunit (gene brf2). Gene Ontology annotation, biological process: DNA-templated transcription initiation; transcription preinitiation complex assembly. Gene Ontology annotation, cellular component: transcription preinitiation complex; nucleus. The transcript has 5 exons. The coding region runs from base 178 to 1554 and encodes 458 amino acids. The record is from RefSeq and is a predicted model, not a curated record. NCBI's taxonomy places the organism in Eukaryota, Metazoa, Chordata, Actinopteri, Holocentriformes, Holocentridae. Gene Ontology annotation, molecular function: TBP-class protein binding.
AGAAGAAGCAGAAGAAGAAGCAGCUGCGAUCAGUUCGCAUCGUGAACGGAAUGCAGCGUAUUGCUGCUCGGACCAAGCGGAAACUCCUACAGCGCUACAGCGUUUCUGCACGGAUGUAAUUACUUGCUGCACCACCACCCUGCAGGAAGAACGUGUGUUUUGUUGUUGAGGUGGAAGAUGGCACCUUUGGGUCUGACCUGUCCGGACUGCAGCUCCCCAAACAUCGUUGAAGAUGAUCUGUAUUCGCAGCCUCAGUUGGUGUGUGAGGACUGCGGCUCUGUCGUGUCUGAAGGGGCUCUGACGUCCGACCGGGGAGAGGGCACGGAUGUUAGUUACAGGCUAACUACUGCUGUGUCCAAACAACCAUGUGUAAACCAGAUCAAAGGUCUGCAGCGCGUGAAAGCUAUAUGCCGAAUCCUCAGGCUCAACAGUGAAAUUGAGGAACUUGCAGAAACCUACUAUAAACAGGCAUAUGAGCACCGCAAUUUCAUCAACGUCAGCCUUCAGAAGAAAGAUGCCCUGGUUGGCUGCUGUGUGCUCGUAAGCUGCAGACUGCGCAACUGGCCCAUUACUAUGGGAACCGUCAGCUGCCUGCUGGAUACUGACCCGAUGCUGGUGGGAGUGAUCUAUCAGGAGAUGGUGAAAACUCUGAACAUCGAGCCCCACAGUCAGGCCUGCAUAGCUGACGUACUGGAGGCCCACUGUCAGGAAUACAAAAUUAGCUCUCCUCAUGUUCCUGAAGAACUGGCUGAGGACACCAAAGACAUCACAAAACGUGCUGUGGCCUUGGUGGAGCUUGCCGCAGAUUCCUGGAUUGUGACAGGCCGUAGACCUCUCCCCAUCAUGAUGGCAACCAUCUUCCUCGCCUGGCAGUCUUUGAAUCCCACAAAGCUCCGCCUCAAAUACACUUUGGAGAGAUUCUGUCAGUUAGCCAAGGUGACAAAGACCAAGCCUGCUUUGAAGAGAAUAACUGAAAUAAAGGAAAUGCUGUGUAAGUUGGGGCAGGAGAUUCCUUGGCUCAGGGGUGUCGUGACACCAGACAAUGCGAUUCAGCAGGUGGAGUAUAUUCUAAAGUACAGGUAUGCUCUGCUAAGGAGGGCUCUGAGGACUCAUGAGGAUGCCCUGAUGGAUGCGCAGCAGCCCAGUUGUAAGGACUUCCAACCUGGGAUUCAGUCAGAAGAGCCCAGCUCAAAGGUGGCAGGACCCUCUCAAACAUCUUGGCCUGCAGAGCAGACUACAAACAAAUCCUUUGAGGAAGCAAGUGAGUCCAACACUGAGAAUAACCAGCAGCCAGGAGAUGAACAAGUUAACUUGUGCAGCACAGGUGCCCAGGUUAGCCAGGAUCUGGAACCAAACUGGGGUAAGAGGUUGCUGUUUGCUCCCCCUUGUGUGAAGCACCCUAAGAUCAGGAGGAUGGACAAGCCGGCGCUCAAGGAUGUAACGGGUGAAGAGGAGAUCUCAGACAGUGAAAUUGAUUCGUAUAUUCGCUCCCCUCAGGAAGUGAGAGCCUUUGCUCUGGCAAAGAUGAUGUUAUGUUCCUCAGACAAACACUGACAUGGAGGUUAAACCCUGCUAUGGCUUGAUUUUUGGUCAUUUUCCAAGAAGAACUUUACUACUUUUACUACUACUUUGUUUUUGUGUCAUUAUAGACUAUUUUCAUUUGGACUUCAGUUCCACAUUCUUAUAAGAUUUCUAACAAAGAUGCAGUUUUUUUUUUUUUGUUAGAAUUCUGUCUUGAGAGAAACAACUUUUGAUCAGUGGCUGAUAUCUGCUCAGUAUUUUGCACUUGUAUUGAAAUAGUUGUAAAUCCUAGAAAUGAUGGGCUCACACUGGCAUUAAAUAAGGUAAAGAACCCACCUCCCUCUUAAAAAGAAAAAUAUUGACAGCAUCUGACACAAUGUUUGAUCAGCAAAUCAAAUUUAAUAAAUGUGAAGAUAAAGAACCAGUUUGACAGAACUGUCUGCCACUCAGUA